Messenger RNA from Condylura cristata (star-nosed mole), 857 nucleotides. RefSeq names its product fibroblast growth factor binding protein 1 (gene FGFBP1). The transcript is spliced from 2 exons. Bases 38 to 745 code for a protein of 235 amino acids. NCBI's taxonomy places the organism in Eukaryota, Metazoa, Chordata, Mammalia, Eulipotyphla, Talpidae. Gene Ontology annotation, molecular function: growth factor binding. The record is from RefSeq and is a predicted model, not a curated record. Gene Ontology annotation, biological process: cell-cell signaling.
CCUGCACGCGAGGAUCAGGCCCCAGCACGCUGCAGUCAUGAGGAUCUGCAGCCUCACCUGCCUGUCCUUCCUGCUGGCCGCUCAGGCGCUGCUGGGGGAGGGGCGGAAGGAAGCCACGAACAGGCGUGGAAACAAGGCCACGGCAGGGAGCGUGCACCCUCCCCAGCCCGGGGCCCAGCAGAGAAGCCAGUCGCCCAAGGCCCUGACCAAAGGCAAGUUUGUCACCCGAGACCUGGCUGACUGCAGGUGGGCAGUGACCGAGCAGGAGAGGGGCAUUGCCCUGAAGGUCGAGUGCACCAGACAGGACGCGGCGUUUUCCUGCGUCUUCACUGGCAAUCCCACCCCUUGCUUAGAGCUGAACAAGAGGAGUGCGUACUGGAAACAAAUCGUUCGGAGCCUGCGGUCUCAGAAAGUCCUCUGCGGGGACCCCAGGAGCGUCCUGAAGAGCAGGGUGUGCAGAAAGAACUUUCCAGAAUCCAAUCUCAAGCUGGCGAACUCCACUCUGAUUCAGAACAAGAAGCCGCACCCCAAGGACACGGAGUUCACGUCCAGGGAGCAGAGCACAGUCAAGGGCCACGGGCUCUCCAGCCAGGUGGGCACCCCGACCACGACCACCCAGGACCCCAAGUGCAAGGAUGACCCCGACAUGGUGCAGCAGAAGAGCACGGCCCUGGACUACUGCGGGGAGUCCUGGAGCUCUCUCUGCGAGUUCUUCAUCGCCAUGGUGCAGGGCACCUCAUGCUGAUACCCAGAGGGCAGGGCCCCUGGGUGCCCUCCGGCUACGCCCUCCCCGGGCACCGUCAAACUCUUCGUGUCCCGGGAGGCAAACAUUUGUGCAACGGGGCACAGCAGCAUAU